Daphnia magna is the source of this 1804-nucleotide messenger RNA. RefSeq lists its product as uncharacterized. The transcript is spliced from 7 exons. The record is from RefSeq and is a predicted model, not a curated record. Bases 467 to 1804 code for a protein of 445 amino acids. NCBI's taxonomy places the organism in Eukaryota, Metazoa, Arthropoda, Branchiopoda, Diplostraca, Daphniidae.
GUAUUUCGCUGCUACAAACGGCGCACCAAUGCACCAUACAUUUUUACGUAAUUUGUCAUGGCAGAAGUAAGUUCAUUGAGUGAGUCGGAAAAUUAUGUGGAAAGUGAUUUCGAAACCUCAUCAACAGAAGAGAAAAAGAAGAAAAAUGUUUAUCCCAAGAGGAAAAGAAAGUAUCAUCAUUUAUCCGAGCAUUUUUCCAAGUCGAAGAACAAUGUAAAAGUAAAGUCUAGUUCCACUGCUGGAAAAACUUUUACUUAUCUUGGAAAAACUAGGAAGAAAAAAAAAUUCAACUCUUAGUGGUGAUUCCCUUCAACAUUCUUCGCAAUCCGUACAACAGCCACAAACUGUUUCAUCAUUCACUACCCAUCAUUCAGCACAUGACAUAGCGACUGAUGAAUUCCCAUCAGCUAUCAGCCUUGAAGAUCUUGAUAAGCUAAGAAGAGAAGUGAAAAACGACUUAGAAAGCAUGCAGGUAAGACAACAUCGAACAUGGCAAGAACGACAAACAUUUGGUGCAUGGGGACAGCAUGCUAGAAGAAGAAUUUUUACAGAAUAUGUAUCAAGACAGCCACUAUUUCAUUCAAAAUGUGACCAGUGUCAUGGUGAUUUGAACUUCUACGCUGUGAGAUGUAUGACCUGCAAAAGACACCUUUGCCAUCAAUGUGAUGCAAACACACACUCCAGCAUGCCAUUUUAUCGAAGACUAUUGUGUUCUUGCGAAACCCUGGAAACAUUACAGCCCCAUCAUUUUAUCGAUGAAGAAGGAAACAUUAUAACAAAAGAUGUUUGUUUACCAUGCUUUGUGCCUCUUAAAUGCUGUGAUGUAAACUGCCUUGGAUCGAUGUCGCUUACACCCAAUCUCACAGAAUCAAUCGUGGUUGUCACUGAGCAAGGUCGGUUUCUGUUAAAGGGAACUAAUUUUGUUUGUGAUAGUUGCCAUACUGUUAGGAAAGCCACUAUCGACGACUAUAUAUUUUCUGGUUUUUUCCCUGCAAGUUUAUCAGAGAAAGUUACAUAUCUUUUUUCAGAAGAGGCACUUCUAUUAGGGUAUCACAUUUCCCACAAGUGUCCAGGUUCUUCAAAGAACAUGUACGCUCGCACUCUUGAAGACGUAUCUAAAGAAUAUGGACGGAAUGGACCGAUUAACGUACCGUUAUUUACUACUGCGGAAAGAGAGUGGGAAACCUGUCGCCACUAUAUUGACCAAGAAGUGCUGAAAAGAGACAAAACUCAUUGCCCAAGUUGUGGGAAAGAACCUUUAGUCAGAUCUUCUGACGCUAUCGUAAAAUUGAGGCGCUUAAGCUCGGCUGGAAAAGUGCACAAUCCAGAAAACGAAAGAACAAUGGAACAGCCACAGGCGAGGUUUGGAAACAUAGUUAUCAAAUCCGAUACAGAAGUUGAAAAUUUCCGUCAAAGGAUUUACAACAAAGUUUCUACUACAAAAAAGAAACAGAUGUGUGGGGGAUCGGCUUUUAAGGCCGCAAGAGAAGACUCCAAUGAACAAAAGAAGUAUGACGAGACUGGGCUCGUCGUUAGCUCUUGCAAGCACUGCGUUGUACCAUACGCAAUCAACAUGUUUAAAGGUGAAUCGUGGACCCAUACUGCAUUUAUGCACAACGAAGCCAUGAAAAGUAACGCCAAAUUCUUCUGCUACGACGUGGUAUGCCAAUACUGGAAAUGGAUGAAAACAAAAGUGGCUCGUCAUUUUCCUGAAUACCGUAAUCUAACAAGUGAAAUGACAGGAAUCUUGCCUAUCAUGCAUAAGAAUGCACAUCAAUUGCCAUGCAAGGUAUUAUAUCAAUAA